UAUCAGUUUGCAUCGUCCUCAUCAACCCUACCGCCUGCUUCGCCAUGUUCCGAUAGUGGCGAGUCAAAAACGAAUCUAAUCAUCAAUUACCUACCUCAAACGAUGAGUCAAGAAGAGGUGCGGUCACUGUUCUCGAGUGUUGGCGAGAUCGAUUCGUGCAAAUUGGUACGAGACAAAAUUACUGGUCAGUUUCCGAUUGAUUUGGUUCGGCUUUAUUUCGAUUUCAAGCGUAUUGUUAGAUUCUUGGACAUAUUCAUUUAA
Messenger RNA from Anisakis simplex (herring worm), 261 nucleotides. The record is from the annotation of a GenBank genome assembly. NCBI's taxonomy places the organism in Eukaryota, Metazoa, Nematoda, Chromadorea, Rhabditida, Anisakidae.